Molecule: messenger RNA, 5252 nt
Organism: Oenanthe melanoleuca
Lineage: Eukaryota; Metazoa; Chordata; Aves; Passeriformes; Muscicapidae
Gene: GPR37
Product: G protein-coupled receptor 37
Exons: 2
Coding region: 782-2284 (500 amino acids)
Biological process (GO): adenylate cyclase-inhibiting G protein-coupled receptor signaling pathway; positive regulation of MAPK cascade
Cellular component (GO): signaling receptor complex; plasma membrane
Molecular function (GO): prosaposin receptor activity; G protein-coupled peptide receptor activity
Source: RefSeq, a predicted model, not a curated record
CGAGCCGACCGGGCUGAGCGGGGCCGGAGCCGCGGGCAGCCGGCAGCAGCAGCAGGGCCCGCCGUACAGCUGCCCCUGCCUGCGCGGGGGCCGUGCCUGCCGCCCCGCUUCACCUGGUGCCCGCACUGCUCGGGAGGCAGGUGCAGCCCCGAGGAGCCAGUCCCGGGCUUUGCCUGCCCGGCGCCGGCAGCAUCUUUGCCGCCCCGGCCGUGUUUGCCGUCCCUGCCCGCGUGCGAGUGCUUGGGGGUGCAGUGAUCGAUCCCGGCAAGAGUUUUGCAAAGCUCUGAAACACCUUGGGCUGCGCGCAACAACCUGUGUUCUCCGAGGGGCUGGAGAUGGAGUUAGUGUUCGCGACCGCCCGGCGAGGGGAGGUGUCUUCCUCCAGGGACCUUUCCUGACCCGUAGAGCCACUGGCUGCCCGCGGCGGGAGAGGACGCAAAUGGGCAGCACGAGACCGGUGCGGCUGCUGGCGAGCAGGCGGCGGUCCCGGGAAAGGGCGGAGCGCCGGGGGGGGCUUCUCCCGGCGCUGCACUUGCUACAUUAACUCGGCGCGGCGGAGACGGCGACACAACUUUCCGGGUCUGCCCCGGCAGUCGGCGGCCAGAGGCUCCCCGCCGCUCCGCUCUCGCGGCCCCGGAGCCCGCGUUGCGGCUGCUGCUGACCCGGCGCGGCCGGGCAGGCUGUCCCCGGGAGCCGGGCGGGCAUGUCUCCAGCUCCCAGCCCCGCCGGGCGAGGCGGCCGCCGGGUCUGAGAGCGGGGUGAGCCCCGCCGCCUCCCGGCCAUGCGGCCCCUCCGCGCUCCCCUCGCCCUGCUCUGCCAGGUGCUGGGUGCGUGGGCUGCCUGCGCCCUGGCCCCGGACCCCGGCGCAGCGCCCGGGCCGCCGGCGCCCCCGCAGCGCGCCCGCUCGCCGCCGGCCCCGCCGCCCCUCGCCCCGGGCGGGCGGACAGCCGCGCCGCUGCCCGGGCGCGGAGCGCUCCCCCGCGGGGCCGCGGCCGGCGGAGCGGCGGGGCCGGGCGGCAGCUGCGGGGCGGCGGGCGGCGGGCGGCGGCGGGCGCGGAGCAGCGAGCCCGGAGCGGGCGCGGCGGCGGGGCGGGGCGGCCCCCGCUGGCUGCCCCUGAACGGCUCGGCCGGCGGCGACGGCAGCGCCGGGGGCCGCGGCAACGCCACGGGGCGCCGCGCCCGGCUCCGCAACCCCUUCUACCCGCUGACCCCGGAGUCGUACGGCGCCUACGCCGUCAUGUGCCUCUCCGUGGUGAUCUUCGGCAUCGGCAUCAUGGGCAACAUGGCAGUGAUGUGCAUCGUCUGCCACAACUACUACAUGCGGAGCAUCUCCAACUCCCUGCUGGCCAACCUGGCCUUCUGGGACUUCCUCAUCGUCUUCUUCUGCCUGCCGCUGGUUAUCUUCCAGGAGCUCACCAAGAAGUGGCUUCUAGAAGACUUCUCCUGCAAAAUCGUCCCGUACAUCGAGGUGGCCUCCCUGGGCGUCACCACGUUCACGCUGUGCGCCCUGUGCAUCGACCGGUUCCGCGCCGCCACCAACGUGCAGAUGUACUACGAGAUGAUCGAGAACUGCGCCUCCACCACGGCCAAGCUGGCGGUGAUCUGGGUGGGCGCCCUGCUGCUGGCCCUGCCCGAGGUGGUGCUGCGCCAGCUGGCCAGGGACGAGCCGGGGCACGGCGGCGCCGCGGGCGAGCGCUGCGUGGUGAAGAUCUCCACGGCGCUGCCCGACACCAUCUACGUGCUGGCCCUCACCUACGACGGGGCGCGCCUCUGGUGGUACUUCGGCUGCUACUUCUGUUUGCCGACCCUCUUCACCAUCACCUGCUCCCUGGUGACGGCCAGGAAAAUCAGGAGGGCAGAAAAAGCCUGCACCAGGGGGAACAAGCGACAGAUUCAGCUGGAAAGUCAGAUGAAUUGCACAGUGGUGGCUUUGACCAUUUUAUAUGGAUUUUGCAUUAUUCCUGAAAACAUUUGCAACAUCGUGACUGCCUACAUGUCCACAGGGGUCUCUCGACAGACUAUGGACCUCCUCCAUCUCAUUAGUCAGUUCCUUUUGUUCUUCAAGUCGUGUGUGACCCCAGUUCUCCUGUUCUGUCUCUGUAAACCUUUCAGCCGGGCCUUUAUGGAGUGUUGCUGUUGCUGCUGUGAUGAGUGCAUCCAGAAGUCUUCCACGGUGACGAGUGAUGACAAUGACAACGAGUACACCACGGAGCUGGAGCUCUCCCCGUUCAGUACCAUCCGGCGCGAAAUGUCCACGUUUGCUUCCGUGGGGACUCACUGUUAAUUGACCUUAGGACUUUAUUUCCUGAGUCUUUUUCUUUUUUUUUUUUUUUUUUUUUUUUACUUUGUCUUUUUCUUCUUGAAGCAAAAUGCAGGAAAAAAAUCACUGUUAAAAACUACUCUUGAAACCAAUCUGUAUUAACAGUCAUGCUUUGGAAAAUAAUUUGUUUGGUUAUUAAAAGGGAAGAAAGAGAGAAGGAGAGCCAGCACUCAGUUUUAAAUCAUGAGAUUUUGUAUGGUGCUAGGAUUUCAUUGGUUGAGGAGGAGGAUCCAUAUCAAUCCACUUUUUUUUUUAAUUCUGUAGUGUGUUUUUUUUAUAAUCACUGGAAAAUGACUAUAUAGACAUUGUGGGCUUUGCAAGGUGUUUUCAUGUAAAAGAUGUGGUGGAAAGUAUUUCAAGGUAGUUUUAAUCCAAUUAUUGUAUGUUAUUUUGAGAGGACUUGGGCUUCAGAAAAUUUAUAAAGUAGCAUAAAAGUAAAUGAGGUUUUAUUCUUUGAUUGUCAAUCUGCAUUUAACAAAGACACCUAUGAGUAGUAUUAAAUUCCUUUAAUAAGUAAAACAAAAUCUUUGCAUAUUGUAAUUUAGGUGGCCAUAUUUAAUUUACUUACACUUGGAGGAUAUAAUUACAGUGUUUAAGGAAGAUGGUUGUAGUGGUAUUAGAUUUACAGAAAUGGGCUUUUUUAAUGUUACAUUAUUGAAGGAUCAAUGUGCCUCAUUGAAAAUUUUCUUCUUAACCUGCAGGUAUACAAAAUACUGAGUUAUUUUAUACUUCUUACGAAGAAACACUCAUUUUAUGACUGAAUUUUGUCUCAUGUGGUUUCAAAGUCAAGAUUCUUUCCAAUAUGCUAUUGGUUUUACAUUGAGUUUAUGUCCUCCAUCUCUGUAUAUAUAGCUCCUACUGGCUUCAGUGAGAGUCUCAUUGCAGAGAAAGGCAUUUUUUUGCCAGAGAUUUACUGACAAUAAAUGUGAGGGACUGAAACAUGUGGAGAGUGAAUUCCUUUUUUUUAAAAGGUAUAAACACUUGGACACUUGGGGCUUGACCCAGAGCCUGUGGCAGUCAAUGGAGAGGUUUCCAUCAAUUUCAGAGAGCUUUGAAUCAGACUGGCAUCUACUAUUUGUUCUGGGAUAUGUAGGAUGAAUAUUAAUGGCAGGGCUCUGUGUGCUGGUUCAGAAUCAUGCUGCUCUCACAGAGGCUGCUAUUCACUAGCAGCUCACAGCUCUGAAGCUGGUUUUGAGAGCCACCGUGUGUUUUGCUGAUGGCUUCUUGCUGUCCCCAGAGUUGUUAAAAUGAGGAUAUGUCCACACUGCCAGCAACAGUGUGAUAUAGUAAAAUCCAAAGUUCUCUUAAGCAAGCCAGGUUGGAGACUGGAAAGUGCCUAUCCUUACCAGCAGAGCUUAUUUCCCACUCUUGGCUGAAGCAGACAUUCUGUUCUUGGCAGGCAAGCCAGCUCUUAUUUACACUGGGCAGCAGGCUGAAGUGCAGACACAUGCUGAGGAACUGAAUUUUUUAUAGAUAGCUUGUAUUUUAAUACUAAUUAAAUAAAUAAUGCAGCUGUAUUGAGGAAAAUCUUGUGCAUUCCUGCUUUGAAGUUAAGAGUGAAUGUAACAUAGUCUUACCUCCCUCAUGAUCCCUGCCUCUAUAUAUGUUAAGGAACGUGCUGUAACUUCUGGAAAGGACUCUGUUGUUUGUAGAUUCCAGACUUAAUGCAUCUAAUCUUGGUAUCUGCUUGGGCAAGCAGUAUUUCUUCUUUUUCUUUACCAUUUUAACCUAUAAUAAUUUCAACUGAAAAAAAAUCCAGUUGAAAUUAAUUAAUGUGAGUAUGAAUCCAAACAUAUAUGCACAUGAGUUCUUCUUCUGACUUUUGAAUCGGAUAUUGGGCCCUAGCAAGGCAGUCUGCUUUAACCACAGACAUGUGUUUCUGCUUAGAACUUGAGAAAUUACCUAAGGCUUCUAGGUCUUGUUUAACAUGCUCAGUCAGUUCUGAGGAUGGGAACUGUCCCUUCCUUAUAAAGCCAUUCAUUGACUUGGCUUUGCUUGAUUACAUUCAAUACAGUAUUAUAGGGAUUAAAGAGAAAAGAUGAAAACAAAAUCUUUUUCACUUUGGUGCCUGUCCUCAAAUACAUAUUCCCAUCUCUGCAUUUUGAUUUUUACUAUUCUUUUUUAUGUGCCAAUAUUUAUAAAGAAUGGGAACCAAACUCUCUUUUUGUUCCUUGCUGAGAGAAUUGUUUCCCUUGGCUGCCUUUUCUGUUACAACAGGGGCUUAAGGGUCUUGGAAAACAACAGCAGAAUGGGAGAAAGCCCUUUAAAAGAAACAAAAAGAUAGAGAAUUUAUUUGGAAAUAUUAAAUUUUGCUAUUUUAGGUGCAAGAUUGCACCAGGACAUGAAAUGUCCCCAUUGCUUUGGAUAUAAGGUGCUUCCAGCUUUCCACUCAGCAUGGGUAUGUGUCAGCUCUGCUAAGGACUGUUCCUAGCUCACAGGUUACAUGUUCUGUGUCCCAGAGAACUGCAGUUGGCUUCUGCAUUUAAACAUUUCCACAACAUGUGUAGGGUAAUCCUGGAGAAAUAACCAACCAACCAAGCCAAACAACAACAAAAAAAAAAACCAACAAAACCAGACCAAACCAACAAAAACCCCAACAGCAACCACAAACCCAUAUCCAGCAAAAAACCCAACCCCCACACAAAAAGAUGUAAGAAGUCAUUGGAGAGGAUAGGACCUGAAGAUCAGUAAUGUUGUGGUUGUAAAUACAUUUUCCUACUUGGGUGGCAGAGCAUUUUCCAGCAUUGUAUUCAAUGGGGCUUCUUUGUACCCUGUGUAACCUUGCCUUUUCUGCUGCUGAAAGAGCAUUUUUCACAGCUAUUUCUCUGCCUUGCCAUGGAUAACUGUACCAAUUUGAUGUGCAAGACACCCCUUUUAUUCUAAUUUGUUCUCUAAAUUGGUUAAACUAAUACCACAUUAGCAAUUUGUAUUG